Molecule: messenger RNA, 1197 nt
Organism: Trypanosoma theileri
Lineage: Eukaryota; Euglenozoa; Kinetoplastea; Trypanosomatida; Trypanosomatidae
Exons: 1
Coding region: 1-1197 (398 amino acids)
Biological process (GO): fatty acid beta-oxidation
Molecular function (GO): acetyl-CoA C-acetyltransferase activity
Source: RefSeq, a predicted model, not a curated record
AUGUCUCUUGCAAAGGUUGUGAUAUGCGGAGGGUCGCGAAGUCCCAUUGGUGCCAUUGCUGGGGAGCUCUCAUCAUUACUUGCAUUUCCUCUCCUCUCUCAAAUUGCCGUUGCGGCGCUCUCUCACGCCAAGUGUGAUCCCAAACACGUGGAGUAUGUAACUACUGGGUGGGUUAUGCAAGAUCCACGCAGUCCUAAUAUCGCAAGAUCACUCUGUGAUGCGAUUGGGGCUCCCACCACUACAGCAGGCACAACUGUUCAUGAGAACUGCGCAUCUGGAGCCGCUGCCAUUCAUGAUGUGGCACGUCGUAUUGCUCUUGGAGAAAUAACUGUGGGUGUUGCUUCUGGAGUGGAAAGUAUGUCUAAUGUUCCCCGUUACCUCUUCACAGGCCGUACAAAGAGAGAAAUGUAUGGUGAUCUUAUCUUGAUAGAUGGUCUCAUGUCUGCACUCACGGAUUACAAUGUUGGUAAGAAAGGUGAACUCAUGGGACUUUUAACAGAACGUCUUGUGGAGAAGUAUAAUGUAUCACGUGAACUACAAGAUGAAAUUGCUUUUCGGUCUCAUGCAAAUGCUGUGAUUGCAUGGGAAAAGGGAAUGUUUGACUAUGUAACUCCUGUUGAAGUCAAGACUCGGGAAGGUGUACAUAUGGUUAUAAAGGAUGCUGGACCAAAAGUACAUGAUAUGGAUUUCUUUAAAAAACAAAAACCAUAUUUUAAACCCAAUGGUGGUACAAUUACAUCUGCAAAUUCUAGUAGUAUGAAUGAUGCUGCUGCUGCUAUUGUUUUAGCAUCAGAGAAAGCAGCAAAGGAACUUGGGUUACCUAUUUUGGCUGAAUUACGUGCCUAUGGUAAUAUUGGUGUUCCAGCGGAAUUUAUGGGUGAAGGAGCUUUCAAGAUACUUCCUAAAAUUAUGAAUCGUGCAGGUAUAAAAUUGGAUGAUAUUGAUUACUUUGAAAUUAAUGAGGCCUUUGCAGCUGUGGUGGGUGCAGCAAUAAAGGAAUAUCCUGAACUUAAAAUUGAUCGCGUGAAUCAAUGGGGCAGUGGUAUUUCACUUGGUCAUCCUGUGGGAUGUACUGGAGUUCGUCAAGUGGUGGAUAUGGUAUAUCAACUCAGAAAGCGAGGGGAAACGAUUGGCGUCACAACCCGCUGCGUUGGUAAAGGAAUGGGGAGUGGCGAAGUCAUUGAAGUACGAUCGUAG